Messenger RNA from Moneuplotes crassus, 1181 nucleotides. The record is from the annotation of a GenBank genome assembly. NCBI's taxonomy places the organism in Eukaryota, Ciliophora, Spirotrichea, Euplotida, Euplotidae.
AGGAUAUUAAAUAAUAAAAAGAUGGGGCAGUGAUUUUCGAGCUCAAAAGGAAAUACAAGAAGAAAACAAAAAGCCAAACUUAAGAUUGAUAAAAAUCUAAAGAGCAGUAUGAACUCUUCGUUUCCAUCUGAAGACAUCAUUAAAAAUAGUCCAGGGGAGCCAGAGAGAGGAAUGAAAAGACAGAGAUCAGGCUGUCACGACAAAGGCGGGAUGCAACAACCCUUUGGCUCAAGCCCUUUAGAGAACAAAGCACAGGCUGAAUAUAGCAUUGAUAUAUCAAGAUCUUAUAGUGAAAGAUCAAAAGCAAAUAUAAUAUCUGAUUUUAGUGAACCAGACUAUGGUGAACCUAAAGAAAUGGAGAAAAGAACCUUUCUGAAUCCUCUAGAGGCUUUUAUUAGAAAUGAAGUUGUUGUAGAGAUGUUCCAUACUUUAAAAGAUGAAUCUAAUGAAGGAAGAGAAAAUUGGGAGAGAUAUGACACAGGCAAACUUAACAUUGAAGUCAGUAUAACUCCUUGUAGAAAUAUUGAUAAAAAUGAUCUCCCUAUAUCUAAAGUAUGUUGGAGGCCUGGCAUUAAUAUUAAUCUUGGAACUCUUAGGGAGGCAAUGGGAAAAUUCAGGAAAGAUUGGGAUUCUAAAAUCCAAAGUAAUCGAGAGCGUCGCUUAACUGAUUCAGAAGUUAUGUUGAUUAAUACUAAAUUAAAGGAUAUUAGGCCUCAACUUCAAAAGCUUAAAGAAAAAUACAAGGAUUUAAUAAUACCUGAUCUUAAGCCAAAGCAAUUCUUUGACCAAAGAAUUUGAUUUGAAAUAGACAAUAAGCAAGACAAUAGCCCAGCAUGUAUGUACAUUUUUACUCAAAAUAUUGAUGAGAAUGACUAUAAAACAUAUUGAAACGAAGAAUUUGAAAAACAAAGGGAUUAUUCCGAUAAUGAAGAUAACUAUGAAACUGGGAAGACUCUUCUUAACAUCCAGAGGAUUACCUAUGACAAAUCAACCGAAAGAGUCAGAGAUCUUACUAUUUUCAACCAAGUUGAUACAGAUCUUGACCAGAAUCAGCUAGAAAUGGCUAUGAAUGGCCUUCCAAAGCAUUUGGUCAACUGGAUAGAAGCCUUAGAGGAUUAUCUAAUAAAACAAAGGCCAAUAACAAGCUCAUAAUCUUGUAAUACUAUUUAUGUUUUCUUUCA